AGAACCUGUAGCUGCAGGAGGGGAGAAAAGCGAGGAGGAGAGAAAUGCCCUUUUCCUGGAGACUGUUCGGGAAAACCGUAUGCUUAUGAUUGCUCAUUUAGAAAGUGGAUGUGCGGGAUAACAUGUCCAGUGCGUCCGAGGAGAGAAGGAAAAGGCAGCAGGACAUUAAGGAAGGACUGCGGUUUAUACAGUCACCGCUGUCAUAUCCAGGAACACAGGAACAAUAUGCGGUAUAUCUGCAUGCACUUGUGAGAAAUCUUUUUAAUGAAGGAAAUGAUGUUUAUCAUGAACAAGAUUGGAAGAGUUCGAUAAGCCAGUACACGGAAGCUUUAAAUAUCGCUGAUUAUGCAAAGUCUGAAGAAAUUUUAAUUCCUAAAGAAAUCAUUGAAAAACUAUAUAUAAAUCGUAUUGCCUGCUAUUCUAAUAUGGUGAGUUGUGAUAAAAAACAAUGUUUCAAGAGAGAAAUUUUUUUUCGGUGACAUAGUAGAUUAAUAAAAAGUCAGUUUCCUAAUUUCAGUUUUAAAGAAAGGCAUGUUAACUGCUUCUAAGGUGACCUGAGGCUUUUAAAAAUCACCUUU
Messenger RNA from Galeopterus variegatus (Sunda flying lemur), 578 nucleotides. Its product is annotated as zinc finger CCCH domain-containing protein 7A-like. Lineage: Eukaryota; Metazoa; Chordata; Mammalia; Dermoptera; Cynocephalidae. Bases 123 to 479 code for a protein of 118 amino acids. The transcript has 4 exons. The record is from RefSeq and is a predicted model, not a curated record. Gene Ontology annotation, biological process: miRNA processing. Gene Ontology annotation, molecular function: miRNA binding; protein binding.